Coffea eugenioides is the source of this 1858-nucleotide messenger RNA. RefSeq lists its product as uncharacterized. Gene Ontology annotation, cellular component: membrane. The transcript is spliced from 8 exons. Bases 650 to 1495 code for a protein of 281 amino acids. The record is from RefSeq and is a predicted model, not a curated record. NCBI's taxonomy places the organism in Eukaryota, Viridiplantae, Streptophyta, Magnoliopsida, Gentianales, Rubiaceae.
AUUAACUGAUUGACAAUUCUUUGGUGAAUUGACUGGAUAUUACUCUUUUUUCCUCUAUAAUUGCAAUGUUUCUUUUUUUACUAGUUAAUUUAUUUUGUUUAGAAGUCUGAAUACAUCCUUUUCUUUUUUCUGCUUAAUUAAUGCAAAUGUGGGCAUUUCAGCUAAAGCUGAACAACUAUUUACAUAUUUGAGAAUUGUGAGAAAUGUUUCAAGUUCAAUAUGCUGCUUUCCAUUUAAAAUUGGACCAUGGAUCUGCAAGAUUUACGGUGCCCUGGCUCUAUAAGUCACCAUGUUACAGAUUUUUCUGUUUUUAGUGCUUGGUCAGCUCUGCAAUAUUAGCUUCAACCACGAUAAUGUCCAUCUUGAAACUCAAUACAGAUUUUUAAUCAGAGCAAAGAGUUAGAUGUUAGAAUGGUGGUUUUUGGUAAAUCUUAGAAGUAUAUUAUGUAGCAUUCGUUCUGAGUUUUCGUGAUUACCCCUUUAUUUACUUUGAUAUGAAUCUCUAAUUGAAAUGGGUCCUUUUAUACUUUCAUCUUUCGUCAUUAAAAUGACAGGGUAAUCUUUUCAUUCAGGGCAUGUAAUGUCUUGUCUCUUCCCAUGCUUCAAGUUGUGCCCAUUCUAAUGGAAUAAAUCGUUUUGCUCAUCCUUAAUGACAGCUCAAUCAAUUCCUCUUUUUGAGAUGGCAUUUACCAGAUGUACAGUUAUUUUGAUUUUGUCGUUUGUAUGGUUGAAAAGAAGCAGACAGCCAAUAUUUGGUACAUCAAGUGUCAGAAAACUAUUGGUUCUAAGAGCAUUCAUGGGAUACCUCUCAUUGUUGAGUUUUAUUUAUUGCAUUCAAAGAGUACCUCUUUCUCAGGCAAUCAUGUUGAACUUUACUACUCCAAUUGUGGCUGCAGUUGCUGCAAGAGUCAUAUUGCAUGAGAAGUUAAAAAUUGCAGAAAUAGGAGGUCUUGCUUGCAGUUUCUUUGGCGUACUUUUUAUCUUCCGGCCAGUGCUCAACAUACAAGGCUCAACUGAAGCUGGAGAAGCAAAUAUUUCUUAUGUCAAGGGAAGUAAUCAUUUAUAUGCAGUUCUAGUUGGUUUAGUUUCAUCAACAGUUGGCGGAGUUAGCUACUGCUUUAUAAGGGCUGGAGCUAAGGCAGCUGAUCAACCUUUACUCACUGUCUUUGCAUUUGGCUUAUUUGCCACUCCUGCUGCAGCAAUAUGUGCAUUCAUCUUUGAAGGUUUUGUGCUUCCUGGUUUUUAUACUCUUCUUCUGAUGGUGAUACUUGGUUCAUUAGCUUUCUUGGCAGAGAUAACUGUAGCACGUGCACUUCAGCUUGAGAAAACCAGCAAAGUUGUGAAUAUUCUGUAUCUUCAGGCUGCUUCAACUCAAUUGCUUGGAAUGAGCUUAUCUAGAAUAGUUCCAACAUUUGGUAGACUAGUUGGCUGUACACUUAUCUUGAUUUCAGCAUGUUGUACUAUGUACGUUGGACCCGAAAAAGAGGUUGAUUGAAACAUUUUGUUGUUGAACUCAAUCUGUCGAGGAUAUAUUCACCCCAAUUCGGUGCAGAAAAGACUCUUUUGUGCUUGCCUUCAUGCCAAAAGGGUUUCAAUACCACCUGUGACUUUACAGCUCCUACCUGCGUAUCAGCGACAGCUUUAUUGUGCAAAAUAGAGAUGACAAGGAUAUCAAUAUAGACUGUACUAUAGAAUUUGUGACCAUCUUGUAUUUUUUUUACUCUGGGGGGAGUUUUGCAGGCAACAGCUUAACAACGUGCUAAUUUUGCUGCUUGCUCAUUUUUGCAUCUUCUUGUCCUAAUUCAAAACGAUUUUUUAAGGGUCAAAAAAUAUAAAGAUGCUGUUUCUUUGUCGAGAA